AUGUCCCAACUAAAUUAUGAGCCGUACUCAUCGGUCUCAUUUCACCACAAACAACCGACAUCUCCGUACCCUUAUGAAGAUGACCGCUCCAAAAUUCGCCAGUCUUUAAUGACUCCAAUGGACAGUAGAUCUCGACUAUUUCUUCGUUUGAGUAACUGGUGGCACCGACAAUGGGCUCGGCAUCCACUAUUAAUUUGCCUGAUUGGAUUCAUUUCUAUUAUUUUUUGCCUCUCCUUCGUGAGCACGAUCCAGAUCUAUGGAGCCUUUGUUCGAAUCAAGUUAGAAAAUACACUUUUUGACCGGGGCUGGUUCCCCUGUGGAGUUUUACGAAAAGACCCGGUAUUAUUUGUUCAAGACACUCAUCACAUCCAGGUUGUGUGGGAGACAAACUGUGGAACAGACACCAAAGACAUGAUCAUCUCAUGGUACAAUAAGGAGGAUGCUCAUCAUCUUAGACAACAACAGCAACAACAGCAUCAAGUGAUUGCACCCUUGAUUCUCGAUGAUUACCACACUCUUUAUAAAGCCACCAUCGGGCCCCUGAACACUACCUCCACAUUUGCCUACCGUAUCGAAUACCACACAAGAGACGGAAGUAAACAGACUCGCACACUUGUGAGUGACCAGGAAUUUAAGUGGCAUGUAACAGGAACAAAGGAACCUAUCCGUAUUGCAGCAAUGGCAGAUAACCAAUUUGGCUUGAAAAGUUUUGUGACAUUAUUGCGGCAGAUUAGUCGACAUAAGGCCCCUCAUUAUCUUUUGCAUGCUGGUGAUGCAGUGCAAAAAUACUCGUCGUUACGACAGUGGCAGACUGAUUUCUUAGCUCCGUUGACAUAUUUUGGGCUUGGACAACGAGCGCCGAUGAUAUACGCUCAUGGAAACCAUGAUCAUGAUCCACGCUUCGAAUACCAGUACACACGUACAAGCUCUAACAAGGAUCCAUGGUAUGCAUUUUCGCUGGCAAAUGGUGCCAUCCGGUUUUGUGUGCUCGACAGCAAUUUAGACUGGAAACAACAAGACGAAUGGUUACAGCAGGAGCUGGCCAGCGAAGAAUCCCAAUCUGCAGCAUUUCGAUUAGUCGUCGUCCAUGUGCCUCCUUUCCUUGAGUAUUGGGAGCCGGAUGCCUGGUUUAACUUGCGCCAGAGUGAGUGGGGAGCAUUUGUAAAGAAUAGAUUUGUACCCUUGUUUGAGAAGUACAAUGUCGAUCUGGUCAUUUCAGGACACCAACACAACUAUGAACGAGGAGAACGAAAUGGUAUUAGUUACGCAAUUAUUGGUGGUGCUGGUGGUGAUCUCGACUUUGAGAGAGUUGUUGAAUGGGGUAUGUAUGAAGCAUCUAUCCUGGAUUUUCAUUAUGUACUCCUUGAGUUUGAACCACCAAACCAACUUCACGAUACCUGGAGUCUUUCCUGGAAUACGUAUGACCUUGAGGGCCACAACGUAGACACCAUGACACUCAAUUCCAAGCCCUCCCCUCAUAAUACCACACUAGAACAUCCUCUAACUUUGCAAUAA
Molecule: messenger RNA, 1515 nt
Organism: Phycomyces blakesleeanus NRRL 1555(-)
Lineage: Eukaryota; Fungi; Mucoromycota; Mucoromycetes; Mucorales; Phycomycetaceae
Exons: 1
Coding region: 1-1515 (504 amino acids)
Molecular function (GO): acid phosphatase activity
Source: RefSeq, a predicted model, not a curated record